This is a messenger RNA of Zychaea mexicana, 908 nucleotides long. RefSeq lists its product as uncharacterized. The transcript has a single exon. Bases 403 to 648 code for a protein of 81 amino acids. NCBI's taxonomy places the organism in Eukaryota, Fungi, Mucoromycota, Mucoromycetes, Mucorales, Lichtheimiaceae. The record is from RefSeq and is a predicted model, not a curated record.
CUCCUAUGUUUGCGUUCGAUGGCUUCAAGAACGCGAUGCGUAGUUUUCAUGUAGGGAUUUUGUAAGCUUUCAUGGAAGACCGCCGAUCCUUUUUUCCCAAGGUAUGCAAUAUUAUACUUGAUGCAGCACACAACAAUGAAAUCCAUAAAUAACUGUUCCUUCAACUCGCCGCUCCUCUUCGAUACAUAAAUCUAAGGAGAGUAAGAAGAACUUUGAUGCAAUUAGCACAUAGAUAUAAAUCCACAACCGCCACGGACGUGACAUAUCUUGGACACUUUAUCUUUACUCCUCAAAUAAGUACCAUCAUAUUCACCACUUUUCAAUUCUCUUCGACCUUCAUUAUCAAUAUUACUACGUGCUUUUACGAUCGCUCCAUUGUUUCUCGCUACUGAAAACAAACCAAUGCGCCGCUCCAUUCUGUUUACUAUUCUCCUUUCAAUGGUCAUCCUUGGUUGUGAUUUUUUUUCGACGGUUGCCCACGCUCAUCUCAUCACAAAGAACGCUAUACAGCAAAGAGACUUCUACAGGAGACCGAUGGAUCUUGCCGGAAAUUGUAGUGACAAUCAGAAGAGCCUGGGGUGUACUGACAUUACGAAACUUAAUGAGCAUCAGGUACCGGUUGCCGCUUGCCGUUGCUCAUUCGAUUAGCUUAUUUAUAUAAAGCAGAAUCGUCUAUGAUACCCACCUACACGCACAUAUUAGUAACAUUGUAUUUAAUAUAAAAGCUGCUCUUUAUUACGUUCUAGUAUGUGAUAUCCUAUUCUGUUAUAACAAACAGUUUCGUCCCUUCGAGUCGGCUGUUAGACGCAUCCUAACAACAGAGAUUAUUAAGCUCUAAUCGUUAUAUUUUGCUGUUGGUGUUGCCAUAUUAACGAUUUCAAUAGAAGAGUGCCAUUAUAAGACAACUC